Messenger RNA from Emiliania huxleyi CCMP1516, 735 nucleotides. RefSeq lists its product as hypothetical. The transcript is spliced from 6 exons. The record is from RefSeq and is a predicted model, not a curated record. Lineage: Eukaryota; Haptophyta; Isochrysidales; Noelaerhabdaceae. The coding region runs from base 1 to 735 and encodes 244 amino acids.
AUGUCGUCACAAACCCUCACCCGCCAGGGCACCAGAAGCGAUCUCAAGUGGCAGGAAAAGGUGUCAAAGCGGCGAACCGAACGGCAGCUGCCGAUCGGGCACGGCGAGUACACGGUGCUCUACCCGCCCGGCCUCGCAAAGAUGGCGCUCGGCUUGGCAGAGAACCUCGGCGACAAUCUGCCGGUGCUGUGCACCGACGACAUCUUCAGCGGCGGCUCGAUCGACGAGACGGGCCUCGCAUGGGAGCGCUUCCCGUCGGGCGACCCAAACAUCAAGCUGCGCGUCGACCUGAUCCGCGACCGGCACGUGGUGCUGCUGAUGAACCACGACACGAUCUUCCUGUUCGAGCAGCUCGCGGUCAUCCUCUUCCUCCAGCGGUUCAACGAGGACCCUCGCCGCGCCUUCAUCGUCUUCCCGGACCACGGCGCCCACCGCCGCUUCUACCAGAUGGUGCACCGCUGCAUCCCCGGCAUCCAGUACGAAAACAUCCUCUGGAUCGACAAGACGCGAGUCGGCACCUUUGUCCUCCUGGCCGACGACUUCACCAACUCUGGCUCGACGCUCUUCGGAGGCGCGGAGGUGAUCCGCACGCACGCCGACGGCGCAAUCAAGGUUUGCGCGUACGUCUCGCACUACGUCGCAAAGUACGACCGCGCCACCGUCUCAAAGUUCGUCGACAAGCUCUACGCCGGGGGCGCUCUCGACGAGCCGGGGCGCCGCAGCGCGUGCACGUGA